AUGGAAUUGAAGAAUAUGGUUGCCCUCGUUUCUCGUACUGGACGACAUAUGCAGCGUUACAACUUUCAUGGCCAUCGUCAAGUUGUUGGAUGCAUCCCAUAUAGAUACAAAAGUACACUUGGGACACAAUCCAUUGUGGAUGAGGAUGACAUUGAAGUUCUUGUUAUCACUUCACAGAGGAAAGGAAAAGGAAUGUUGUUUCCAAAGGUAAGUGUAGGAGAGGCUCGACAAGUUUGUCAGUAUUGGUGGAUGAAGGAAGCCUUAGAGCUAUUUGUAGAUCGUCUUAUGACACGAUCUAACUUGUAG
Striga asiatica is the source of this 306-nucleotide messenger RNA. The record is from the annotation of a GenBank genome assembly. NCBI's taxonomy places the organism in Eukaryota, Viridiplantae, Streptophyta, Magnoliopsida, Lamiales, Orobanchaceae.